AUGGCAAACGAAGAAUAUCUUACAGACGAAUAUGUCGCUGGGCUUCUCAGCCAGGAGGCUUCCGACUGCUCGAUCAAAUACUCAGCCAUGGGUGUCGACGCUUUCCUGGGAAAGGACUCCAACUCUAAGAAGCCUUCAAACAUACCCAAACCCAACACCAGAUUCUUGCGCAAUAUCAUCAAAGGCACCGACACCCACAACAAGGCGCUUCUGGCAAAGGAAGCCGCGGAGUCGAAAGCUCGCCUCAAGGGGCUAGAGCGCGCCGAAGAGACCAAGCGAAAGAAGUCAAAUCCUUCUACAAAAGACAUACGAGAGCGACAUAUGGGCGCCAUACAAGCAAUCCUGGGCGGUGGCAAGCGAAGGGAACGAGAUCGCGAAAAUGACGAUGAAAAAAAGUCCAAUAGCCAAGGUCGAGACAAGGCAAAGCGCAUAACAAGAGACCACAGAUCCGAAGAUGUUUCUGGAGUGACAGCUCCAAGCAUCAUCGCAGCCGCGGAGCUGACGGGCGUCGUUCAAGACACAGGGACCACUCCCCCGAUGAUGGAUAUCAAUCUCGCAGACAUAAAAGCUCUAGAGAUGAUAGAUCUAGAUCUCCUCGAAGCGGAUAUCGAUUACAAGAGACAAAGAGUCGAGAUACAGAACGGCGACGGCACCGGCAUCGCUCGCCGGCUAGAAAGAAAUUAG
Messenger RNA from Cordyceps militaris CM01, 684 nucleotides. Its product is annotated as LUC7-like protein. Bases 1 to 684 code for a protein of 227 amino acids. The record is from RefSeq and is a predicted model, not a curated record. The transcript is spliced from 3 exons. Lineage: Eukaryota; Fungi; Ascomycota; Sordariomycetes; Hypocreales; Cordycipitaceae.